Adelges cooleyi (spruce gall adelgid) is the source of this 2048-nucleotide messenger RNA. Its product is annotated as protein scarlet-like. The transcript has 13 exons. Gene Ontology annotation, molecular function: ATP binding; ATP hydrolysis activity; ABC-type transporter activity. The record is from RefSeq and is a predicted model, not a curated record. Gene Ontology annotation, cellular component: plasma membrane. The coding region runs from base 464 to 2011 and encodes 515 amino acids. NCBI's taxonomy places the organism in Eukaryota, Metazoa, Arthropoda, Insecta, Hemiptera, Adelgidae.
AACAAAUGUAUAGUUAAUCAUACGUGUAGCACUAUAAUAGGGUCUAUUACCUAUAGAAUUCACAGAUUUAUGGAAGAGGUAUAAAACCAUUUUUCGGGUUUUCUAGUUUUACCGCGUACAGAGUAGUAAAUCGCGUUGAUCUCAUUAAAUACUCAUGUUGGACUUUUUUGGACAAUUCCACAAGAAAUCCCUCGAAUUCUUUUUUAUUCAAUACGUAACGUCCAUUUGUCUAAGUCUUAUACGUCGCUUAUAAACGGGUUAUAGACUAAUAGUUGAAACCUAAACAAGGCUGCGAAACAGUAAAAAACGUUGAAUCGCAGUGUAUAAUAAAGCUGCAUUUUUUUUGACGGAACUAUUACAAAUAGAUAUCAAAGAGUUUAAAACAUAGCUGGAUUUGGGUACACAUGCUCAUUUGGAAGUCGAAGGUAAUGUGAACAUUGGAGGCGUUUCCGUUAAUAAAUUCAUGAGGCAUAAUUCUGGAUUUAUGUAUCAACAUAAUUUGUUCAGUGGGGUUUUUACUGUUAAAGAACAUCUGUAUUUUAUGGCUAAACUAAAAAUGGACAGACGAACGUCUGAAAAAAUGUUAAGAAAUCGUGUACUUGCAAUUAUCGAAAAACUGGGUUUAGGUCAGUGCGCAAAUACAAGAAUUGGAUCUAAUGGAGGCCACGACAGAGUUACAUUGUCUGGAGGUGAAAGAAAAAUUUUAGCUUUCGCAACCGAACUUUUAACUGAUCCACCAAUUUUAUUUUGCGAUGAACCGACAACAGGUUUGGAUUCAUAUAGUGCUCAAAAAGUCGUUAAUAUUAUGGAAGAGCUAGUAUCGAAUAAUAAAAAGACCGUAGUUUGUAUAAUCCAUCAACCUAGUUCUGAGCUCUUGAAUGUGUUUCAUCAACUAAUUCUAGUGGCUGAUGGUCGAAUUGCUUAUUCGGGUCCUGCGAAUAAAGUAACAUCGUUUUUUGAAAGUAUUGGUUAUCGAUGUCCUGAAAAUUACAAUUCAGCUGAAUUCAUUAUGAAAAUUUUAUCAGAUGGCAGUAGUUCCGUGGUUUCGGUUUGUGAUGAAUUCGCAAUGAGCAAACACUCAGAACAAAUACAAUAUUCUAUCUCGAAGGAAAUGUUUUUUGAAGCAAUAAACCCAUCAAUAUUUCGUAACCACUUGUCACCGUUUUGGCCUGUGAAAAUGUACCACUUAACUGGUCGUUACUUUCUGGAGAAAGUUCGUGAUCCAACUAUCGACGUCCAUCGAUUUUUACAAAAAGUCGUAAUCGCGUUGAUGGUCGGGCUGUGUUACUUAGGGACGAUACAAGAAACCCAAGUGGCCAUCCAGUCAUUUCAAGGCGUUUUUUUUAUACUGAUCACGGAAAACUUCUUUACGCCCAUGUACUCGGUGAUGAGCCAUCUACCUACGCAACUUCCCCUGUUUACCAGAGAAUACACUUCUGGCUUGUAUGGGGCCUCGACCUUCUACUUCGCUAACAUGUUAUCUACUAUUCCGACGCUGAUCAUCGAACCGGUGGUUUACACGACCAUUAUCUACUGUAUGGCCGGUCUGCAGAACGAUCUUUACACAUAUUUUCUCACGGUAAUCAUCACGAUUCUGGUGAUGGCCGUUUCCACGUCUUGUGGCUACAUGUUCAGUAAUAUUUUUGGAUCAAUGUCGUUAGCGCUGACGUUCGUCCAACCGUUCGACAACGUGAUCAUGAUGUUGUCCGGAAUUUUCCUGAACAUAAGGAGUAUACCAUGGUUCUUGCGUUGGGUGGUUGCCAUAUCGUGGUUCGAGCUCGGGUUUGAAGGCCUAACAAUUUUACAAUGGAAAAACGUUCCUUUCAUAAAAUGUAGCGAAGAUCCGGAUAUCCCAUGUUUGACAACUGGCGCCGAAGUGUUGGACAAAUACGAUUUCGUUUCGUCUAAUCUAAUGCCAAACAUUUACAGAAUGAUCUGGCUGUUUACCGGUUUCCACGUGGUGUCGCUUACAUGUUUCGUCAUCAGAGCUCGCCUACACAAACUGUCUUAAAAAUUGAAAUGCGUUUUAAUUGAAUUAUAUAUUAUUU